AAUGGCUUCAAAUUCAGAGCCCCUGAGUCUCUCGGCCUACGGAGCCGCUCGCUCCACAAUCUCAGGAAAGCUACUGUCCGCCGACGAGAUUCGCAAGACGAACGCCUACUUCCGAGCAAGCCUCUACCUCUGUCUCGGGAUGUUGUAUCUCCGCGAAAACCCACUUCUCAAAGAGCCGCUGAAACUCGAGCACAUCAAAGCGCGUCUCCUCGGCCACUGGGGCUCCGACGCCGGCCAAUCCUUCACCUGGAUGCACAUGAACCGGCUUAUCAAGAAAUAUGACCUCGAUGUUCUCUUCGUGUCGGGACCCGGUCACGGCGCGCCGGGGAUUCUCUCGCAGUCGUACCUCGAGGGAGUCUAUUCAGAGGUGUAUCCUGAUAAAGGGGAGGAUGAGAAAGGAAUGCAGAAGUUCUUCAAGCAGUUCUCGUUUCCAGGGGGGAUCGGCAGCCAUGCAACGCCCGAGACACCGGGCAGUAUUCAUGAAGGCGGAGAGCUGGGAUAUUCGAUCUCGCAUUCGUUCGGGGCGGUGUUUGAUCACCCGGAUCUGAUCACCUUGACUAUGGUGGGUGAUGGAGAGGCUGAGACUGGCCCGCUUGCGACCAGCUGGCAUAGCACGAAGUUUUUGAACCCGUGUACGGACGGUGCCGUGCUUCCUGUGCUGCAUUUGAAUGGAUAUAAGAUUAACAACCCGACGUUGCUGGCGCGCAUCAGCCAUGAUGAGCUGUCUGCGUUGCUAGUUGGAUAUGGAUGGACUCCGUACUUCGUCGAGGGCAGCGAGUUGGAUAGUAUGCAUCAAGCGAUGGCAGCCACACUUGAACACUGCGUGCUUGAAAUCAAAAAGUUUCAGAAGCAGGCUAGGGAGUCAGGAAAGCCGUUUCGCCCUCGUUGGCCGAUGAUUGUUCUUCGAAGUCCAAAAGGCUGGACGGCUCCGAAGGAAGUCGAUGGAAAGCGACUGGAAGGGUUCUGGCGGGCGCAUCAAAUCCCCAUUACCGACGUCAACACGAACCAGAAGCAUUUGAAGGUUCUGGAGGACUGGAUGAGGAGCUACAAGCCCGAAGAGGUCUUCGAUAAAUCCGGCAGACUGAUUCCUGAGCUCCGCGAACUAGCCCCGAAAGGUCGGUCUCGAAUGAGUGCCAACCCGAUCGGCAAUGGUGGUCUUGUUCGCAGACCUCUUGACAUUCCUGACUUCCGAGUCUACGGACUUCGUGACAUUGAACCGGGAGUCACCGUUCGAGGCAGCAUGGUAAACAUGUCCACAUUCCUCCGCGACGUGAUGGCCCAGAACAUCAAGACAUUCCGGCUUUUCGGCCCCGACGAGACCGAAUCGAACAAACUCUCUAGGGUCUACGAAGCCGGCAAGAAGGUCUGGAUGGCCGAGUACUUCGAUGAAGAUACGGACGGGGGAAAUCUUGCGUUCGCGGGACGCGUCAUGGAAAUGCUUAGCGAGCAUACAUGUGAGGGCUGGCUCGAGGGAUACGUUCUAUCCGGUCGACACGGGCUUCUAAAUAGCUACGAGCCUUUCAUUCAUGUUAUCGAUUCCAUGGUUAACCAGCACUGCAAGUGGAUUGAAAAGUGCCUCGAGGUGGAAUGGCGCGCCAAGGUGGCGUCGCUGAAUAUUCUGCUCACCGCGACCGUCUGGCGACAGGAUCACAACGGAUUCACCCACCAAGACCCCGGCUUCCUCGACGUGGUUGCGAACAAAAGCCCCGAAGUCGUUCGAAUUUACCUUCCUCCCGACGGAAACACCCUGCUCUCAGUGACGAACCACUGUCUCGCAAGUGUCAACUACGUCAACGUAAUCGUGGCAGACAAGCAAGACCACAUCCAGUUCCUGAAUAUGAACGAGGCUAUCGAACACUGCACCAAGGGUGCCGGAAUCUGGGACUGGGCGAGCAACGACCAGGGCGUAGAGCCAGACGUCAUCAUGGCAGCGUGUGGUGACGUUCCGACACACGAGGCCCUGGCCGCGACUUCUCUUCUCCGGGAACAUUUGCCCCAGGUGAAGGUGCGAUUCGUCAACGUCGUCGACCUAUUCCGCCUCAUCUCGGAAAGCAACCAUCCGCAUGGAAUGUCAGACCGACAAUGGAAAGCGCUGUUCACUGACAACAAGCCCAUUAUCUUCAACUUCCACUCGUACCCCUGGCUCAUCCAUCGUUUGACAUACAAGCGACCGGGUCAAGAGAACCUGCAUGUCAGGGGCUACAGGGAGAAGGGAAAUAUCGAUACACCAUUCCAGCUUGCGGUCAGAAACCAAACAGAUCGAUAUCGCUUGGCUAUUGAUGCGAUCGAUCGCAUACCGUCGCUCGGGAAUACAGCCGCUGGGGUUCGCGAGAGGUUCAUCAACCUGCAGUUGGCGGCGAAGGAGGAGACGAUGGAGAAUGGAAUCGAUCCGGAGUAUAUUCGCAACUGGAAGUGGCCGUAUCCGAAGAAAUAGGACAGGAGUUGCGACCUAGUAUAAUGUUUGACAAACUAA
Aspergillus steynii IBT 23096 is the source of this 2473-nucleotide messenger RNA. RefSeq names its product phosphoketolase family protein. Lineage: Eukaryota; Fungi; Ascomycota; Eurotiomycetes; Eurotiales; Aspergillaceae. The annotation marks the transcript as partial. The record is from RefSeq and is a predicted model, not a curated record. Gene Ontology annotation, biological process: carbohydrate metabolic process. Gene Ontology annotation, molecular function: aldehyde-lyase activity. The transcript has a single exon.